UCUCAACUUGUACCCCGAGCAUGCCACCAGCGGCGUAGCACUCCUCCAUGCCGUCCCACACAUCAGCAGCUGCUUCUCUACUGGCACUGGCAGCAUGGCUCGCCGUGGCGGCAGCGCUGCUUCGAGUUGGAGCAGCAUCGCCGAGCAGCAGCUGCCAGAGGAAAUGCGGCGACGUGGAAAUCCCUUACCCGUUCGGCAUCGUCCAUUCGCCUGACGACGCCAACUGCGCCAUGCCCGGCUUCAACCUGACCUGCAACGAGACCGGGAUUAAUGGGCGGCCAUUUUUGGGCAACGUGGAGGUCGUCCGCGUUUCGCUGCAGCAAGGUCAGGCCCAGAUGCAGAACCAUAUCUCCAGCUACUGCUACAACGCCACCUCGCACGGCAUGGACGCCGACCCUUGGCAGCUCAACUUCAGGGGCACGCCCUACAGGAUCGCCGACACCAACAAGUUCACCGUCAUCGGCUGCCAAGCGCUGGCGUACAUCCUGGGCACGCGCGCCAACAAGUACGCCAGCGGCUGCGUGGCCAUGUGCCGGCGGGGAGGCGGCGGCGGCGGCGACGUGAGCUCCGCCCUCAGCAACGGCUCCUGCUCCGGGAUAGGGUGCUGCCAGACCGCCAUCCCCAAGGGGCUCCAGUACUACCGGGUGCGGUUCGACUCCGGCUUUGACACCACGGAGAUCCACGACGUCAGCCCCUGCAACUACGCCGUGCUCAUGGACGCCUCCAACUUCACCUUCCAGACCACCUACGCCACCUCGCCGGGGUUCAAAAGCACCUACGGCGGAGAGGCGCCGCUGGCGGUGGACUGGGUUGUCGGAAAGGAGACAUGCGACGCGGCGCGCAAGAAUUCCUCGUCCUACGCCUGCGUCAGCGACCACAGCGAGUGCGUCGACUCGCUCAACGGACCCGGCUACUUCUGCAAGUGCUCCAUGGGCUACGGCGGCAAUCCUUACCUGCAAGAUGGAUGCAAAGAUAUUGACGAGUGCACAGAACUGCCAAAAUACCCUUGCUCUGUAUCUGGAACAUGCGAAAAUAUGCCUGGUGGAUUCAACUGUACUUGCCCCAAGCAUACCAAAGGCAACGCCCAAAAUGGGAUAUGCGAGAAAAACCACACACUUGAUCGUGGAGAAAAACUCGGUAUUGGAGCUUUUGGCGUUGUUCUGGUUGGCCUGGUCUGCAUCCUUGCAGUAGAAAUUAUCCGUCACAAAAGGAGUAUCAAGAGACAAGCGCUGAUCAGGCAGAGUGAUGAAUACUAUCAGCAGCACGGGGGGCAGAUACUGUCAGAAAUUAUGAGAGUAGAGCGUAACAUUGGGUUCACUGUCUACGCCAGAGGAGAGAUCGAGGCGGCAACAAACGGGUUCGACAAGGCGAACAUCAUCGGGGAAGGAGGGCAGGGCACCGUGUACAAGGCGGUCCUCGAUGUCGACGGCAAGGACACACAUGUGGCCGUGAAGAGAUGCAUGGAGGUGGACGAGAGCAGGACGAAGGAUUUCGUGCAGGAGCUGGUGAUACUCUGCCGCGUCGACCAUCCCAACAUCGUCAAGCUCCUGGGUUGCUGCCUGCAGUUCGAGGUGCCCAUCCUGAUCUACGAGUACGUGCAGAACAAAACCCUGCAGGAGCUACUGCACAGCCAGCCGACCCUGUGUCGCGCCACCCUGGGGAUCCGUCUGAGGAUCGCCGCGCAGGCCGCCGCAGCGCUAGCGUACCUACACUCGUUGGCGCAUCCGAUACUCCACGGCGACGUGAAGCCCGCCAACGUCCUGCUCACCGACGGCUGGGUCGCCAAGGUGUCCGACUUUGGCUGCUCCACCAUCGAUGAGAAGACCCAGGUGGUGGCCAGAGGCACGGCGGGCUAUGUUGAUCCGGAGUACAUUUUUGAGUACCAGCUCACCCAGAAGAACGACGUCUACAGCUUUGGGGUCCUCCUUCUGGAGCUCCUUACCGGGAAGAAGCCGCUGUCAAAACUCCGGAAGAGCCUGACGGUGAUGGUUCAGGAAUCUAUGGAGGAUGGCACGCUCCAACAGCUCUUUGACAGGGAAAUAGUCGAUGAUGCUAGCAUGGGAUUGGCCCUUCAGGCCACAGAGCUGGCGACUCGAUGCUUAGUCAUGCCAGGGAGCAGGAGGCCGACGAUGAGGCACGUUGCGGAGGAGCUCCGGCAGCUCGCAGAUCAAGUGAAACAGCCGCUGGUGUGUGAGUAUCACAGCCUCACAGUCACGGAUGUGGGGAGCUCCAUGUCGUCUGAGAGCGACACAACCACCGGGGUUUUCAGCCUUGAGAAGAAAGUCGCGCUGAGCACGGAAUUCGCUAGAUGAGAUCAUGACAAGUUAACAUGCAUAUUGGAGAUUGCUGCUACACUCGAUCGGUUGUGUCGUGUCUUGGUUGCAUCGCGUUUGUGGUGGUUUGCUUUACUUUAUAAAUAAAGCUGGAGGGAAGACUAUUUUAAUAAAAACUGUUUGUUAGUUAUUAGCUCUAUAACGGUACCACGUGUUUGUUGGUGUUGCUGCAAUAUGCAUGUAAGUACUCAUUUGAGACAGAUUUACUACGGUUCAAAUUUUCCUCUGA
Hordeum vulgare subsp. vulgare (domesticated barley) is the source of this 2562-nucleotide messenger RNA. RefSeq names its product wall-associated receptor kinase 2-like. Gene Ontology annotation, biological process: protein phosphorylation; cell surface receptor signaling pathway. Gene Ontology annotation, molecular function: polysaccharide binding; ATP binding; protein serine/threonine kinase activity. Lineage: Eukaryota; Viridiplantae; Streptophyta; Magnoliopsida; Poales; Poaceae. Gene Ontology annotation, cellular component: plasma membrane. The record is from RefSeq and is a predicted model, not a curated record. The transcript has 3 exons. The coding region runs from base 48 to 2312 and encodes 754 amino acids.